Molecule: messenger RNA, 1160 nt
Organism: Anoplophora glabripennis (Asian longhorned beetle)
Lineage: Eukaryota; Metazoa; Arthropoda; Insecta; Coleoptera; Cerambycidae
Product: pyridoxine/pyridoxamine 5'-phosphate oxidase
Exons: 6
Coding region: 61-768 (235 amino acids)
Biological process (GO): pyridoxal 5'-phosphate biosynthetic process; pyridoxine biosynthetic process
Molecular function (GO): FMN binding; pyridoxamine phosphate oxidase activity
Source: RefSeq, a predicted model, not a curated record
CGAACAAGUGAACGAUUGUAGAACAUCCUUUUAAUUAACAUUGAAAUUGUGCUGACAUUAAUGACAACUUUAUGCAAGUUUCUAAAAAAAUCAUAUCGAAAUUCUCAAAUAAAACACUUUUAUACAUCCAUGGUUGAGUCAGGACUAGCUCGUAUCGAAAUAGAAGAAAACUGUAACCCAUUCCACUUGUUUGGAGAAUGGUUGGACGAAUCGAAAGCGUGCGGGAAAUUUAACACUGUGUUUUUUAAUUUGGCUACAACAAACAGAAAUGGUGAUGUAUCUAAUAGAGUGGUAGUUCUAAGAGAUUUUAAAGAAAAUUCUUUGGUGUUUGUAACGAACGGUAACAGCAAAAAAAUUCAACAAAUUAAAGCGAAUCCCAAGGUUUCAGCUUGCUUUUUCUGGAAUUACACAAAAGAUGAGAAGUACAUACAACGUCAGGUUCGUAUAGAAGGCAUAUCGGUUGAAAUGUCUUUUCAGGAAUGCCUAGAAUAUUACAAUAAGGAACCUCUAUAUUGCAAGAUUCGAUCACAUAUUUGUCAACAAGGUCAAAAGGUUGACUGGGAUACCUUAAAGAAGAAACACGACGAAAUUCUGGAGGAAAUCAAAACCACUAAUAAGCAGUUGCCAAUGCCAGAAUAUCUGGUUGCAUAUAAAAUAAUUCCAAAUAAAUUCGACUUUUACUUUGCGUGGGACAAUAAUAUCGCCGAUAGGUUAGAAUUUAUCCAAAAGUCCGGAAAUGGAUGGGAAUUUUAUCAUGUAGCUGCCUAAUCUGAAGAGAAAGGGCAAGUAGGUAAUUAACCAGACCAUCGGUAGACUUGUAACUCAUAGGGCCAUAACCAGGUAGAUCAUAUUGGCUUUAUAAUACAAUGUAGAGUAAUAUAUCUUCUCAAUUGUAAACAUUAUCAAAAAAUAAAACUGCAUAAGUGUAUACAUUUCAGUAAUACCGUAAUACAUAAUUCAUCAAGUCUUAGCACGUAUUCAAAGUAGGUAUGUACCUACCAGCUUAUUACUAAUACUAAACUAAUAAUUUUUUCUUUACGAAAAAGUUACCAAUAAAAUCUUCCAUAAGUCAUUCUCUGUUUGUACCUUGAAUAUGAAAUAAGUAAUCUUUAUGUUUCCAUCAAACAAUUUAAGUACUCAAAUGGAAAUAAAAUCUUCAC